UUUUCGUUGUUUUUGGUCGAAUGUUUCAUUAAAUUUGGCCAUUUUCCCCUUCMAAAUGGGGGAAUCCUUUCUCUGUGGAACUCGCCGUUGAUCAUGGAUUUCGGAGGCCGAAGGAACCAACUUAAAGAAUGGGGAGAUAAUCGUAUUGGUGUAUCUGACAGUACAAUCAUACCAGAUGACAGAUUUACGGCAAGCUCAUAUAGCUCUAUGUAUGAGAAACCACACCGUGCACGACUGAAUGGAAAUGAAGGGGCAUGGGAACCAAAGACCAAUGAUGACCCUAAUGACUAUCUACAGAUAGACUUGGGUGAGGUGUUUGUUAUCCGUGCUGUAGCUACACAAGGCUAUCCUAAUGUUCCAUUUUGGACUACAGAAUACCAGAUAUCAACAUCUAUUGACAAUAACACUUGGACAAUGUACCGAAGUGGUGGCAAAAUCAAGUUAUUUUCGGGUAACAAAGAUGAAAAUGGUGUCGUCAAGAAUGCGUUAAACGAUACUCGAACUCUUGCAAGGUUCAUUAGAUUCAUACCGACGAAAUACGACAGAUGGAAGACACUACGUGUAGAAGUGUAUGGAUAUAGGAAAGAUCUAGAAAGCUUUGAGUCAAAUGCUCAGAAGGAAUGGGAUGGCUGGGUUAAAGGAAGUAAUGAAAAAGUGCCAUGGGAAGUACUUGAUGAGAACUCCUAUGAAAAGGUUGCAAAUUCUAUAAAGGCAGCGACAAGAUCACAAGGUGACAACUUAACCCAGGAUUAUGAGUCAGACAUUGGUUUCUCGCUCGACCAUGAAAAUCACUAUGUCAACGUGGAGAUAAGGGAAUCACUGGAAGAAAUGACCAUGUGUCUUUGGAUGUCAAUCAACAGCUCAUCGCCAAUCAUCAUUAGCGUUAGUUAUGUARAGGAGGAGAACGAAAAGAUUGUUAUUGCAUUUCUCAAUAUUGAUGCAACGACAAGAAAUGAAACUAGAAAAUGGAUCCACAUUUGCCUCACGUGGAUGUCCAAUUUUGGGGUAUGGCAAACGUUCAUUGACGGUGCUGCAAUAGCUAUUGGACUUGGAGUGUUGGACAAACAGGAACUGUAUAGAGGUAACAUAUCGGUCACUUUUGAUUCCCAAGAUCAGAAAACCGAGGUUAAAUACAGUAGACUAAACAUAUGGAAUAAUGUGUUGUCUGAGCAAUAUAUACUCUAUAUGUCGUACAAAUGUGGAACAGAGUCUGGGAACCUCUUAGGAUGGAAAGACUACUUGAAUGUAAAGCCAAGGAACACUAGUGGUUUUAAGAUUUACGAGUCAACUUGUCGAGGAAAGCAAGGAAAUGUUCUGAGUUUAAUUGGUCCAUCGAGUCCCGAGACACCAAGUAGCUUUGCAAGAAUAGAGAGCCCGCGAUACAACAGGUCAUCGGAAUCUCCAGGGAGGUGUUUGAAGUUCAAGUACAAAAUGUGGGGACCUGGAGCGAAAGCGAUGAUAAUUUAUCAAGAAUUUGAUAACCGAGAGUACAGUAAGAGACCGAUAUGGAUGGUCAAAGACAGUGAGGACAGUAGAUGGAGGGAUGGACAAGUAACACUGACAGCAGUAACGGCAUAUAAGCUUGCUAUCGAAAGUGAAAUCAGGAAUAAGCCAGGAUUGCUGUCGAUAGGUGCCUUACACACCACCGAGGGCUACUGUUCUGAUAUUAUACCAUCAUCAGCGAGAGAAGCCUGCAAUGAGUUGCUGACCAACAAUACAGGCUACAUCGUGUCGCCCUAUUAUCCUGGUUACUAUGACAACAAUACUAGCGGUACCUGGACAAUCAAGGCGAGCAAAGGUCACGUGAUUCGUAUGGAAUUUAAAGCCUUUGAAUUGGAGUUGAGCCCGACAUGUUCAGCUGACUUUGUAGAAGUGUAUGAUGGAGAGGAAGCUCUGUCGACUUUUCGUAUUGGUCGUUACUGUGGAUCAAGAUAUCCACAAAUGAUCGAGUCACAGUCAGACACCAUCAAGAUAACCUUUUCGUCCAAUAACAAUGUUACAAGAUCUGGAUUCAAGGUUUAUUACCAGAUAAUAAAAGAUACAGGAGAUGACGGAUGUGUUCAAGACUGUCCCUUGUCAUGUACCUGUGGAAGAGAAACGAAUGGUAGUGGGAUUGUCAUAACUUCGACUCAAUUGAUGUCCCUUCCAGACCGACUGCCCAAGAACACUAAAGCCAUACCUAAAAGGGACCGAGGAGAAACGUCCGAGUGAGGCGAAAAUUGCAUAAUGUGCGUCUUACUCGACCCCAUCACGCUGGUUCUGACCACCCAUGGCAUUUCUUUGAGCAUGCGCAGUGAAAGUAAAAAGGCGUAGAGGUCACAGUUGCGGCUGCGUUAAACGGUCUUUCAUCUGCCCUGUGAUACAUGCAGCGGGUAGAAGUCAUUGAGAGCAUCCAUUAUUUGAAAGCAAAGCAUGUUGUAGUGUUUAUUCCGUCAAUUUAUCAGCGAAGCAAGUCAGUCAUCUGUAUCUGUUAUG
Molecule: messenger RNA, 2475 nt
Organism: Actinia tenebrosa (Australian red waratah sea anemone)
Lineage: Eukaryota; Metazoa; Cnidaria; Anthozoa; Actiniaria; Actiniidae
Cellular component (GO): plasma membrane
Molecular function (GO): signaling receptor activity
Source: RefSeq, a predicted model, not a curated record